Molecule: messenger RNA, 882 nt
Organism: Penicillium roqueforti
Lineage: Eukaryota; Fungi; Ascomycota; Eurotiomycetes; Eurotiales; Aspergillaceae
Product: class I SAM-dependent methyltransferase
Exons: 2
Coding region: 1-882 (293 amino acids)
Source: RefSeq, a predicted model, not a curated record
AUGUCCACUCAACUCGACGCCGCCUCAAUCGCCCGGGUCUCCUUACACGACCCCGCUCACUUCAGCAUCCAGCACUCCCAAACCAUCCACCGCCUAGUGCUCCUGCAGCAUUGGAACAUUCCCACUGACUCCAAGGUGCUGGAAUUAGGAUGCGGGCAAGGAGACUGCACGACUGUCCUUGCCAAUGCUGUAGGCGAGCAUGGUAGAGUAGUGGCGGUCGAUCCGGCGGAUUUGGAUUAUGGUGCCCCAUAUACUCUCGGCCAAGCACAGGGUCACAUCUCGCAAGGCCCGCUGGGUGGACGGAUUAAUUGGGUCCAACAAACCCCCCUGGACUACCUCUCUUCCCUUUCCUCGCCGCCCGCCAGCGAAAGUAAGGCCUUCGACGCGACAGUGCUCGCCCACUGCCUAUGGUACUUCGCCUCCCCAUCGCUUAUCCUUUCCACCUUCCGUGCCAUCAAGCAGCACAGCAAGCGUCUCCUCCUUGCUGAGUGGUCGUUAGUAGCGACACACCCCUCCGCCCAGCCUCACGUGUUAGCUGCGCUCACCCAGGCAGCGCUGGAGUGCCGUAAACCUAACAGCGAAUCGAACGUCCGCACGGUACUGGGCCCAACGCGGCUUACCGAGCUGGCCUUAGCUGCUGGAUGGCAACUGGAGAGCGAGGCCCUCGUGCAAGGUGGGGAAGGGUUGUUAGACGGACAAUGGGAAGUCUCUGCUUGUCUUUCUUCCUCUUUCGAAAAGGAAGUAGAGGAGCUAGUGGUUGAUGAGAGAGAACGGGCCGUGGCUAUUGCGUCACGGGAUGCGUGUGAGGCAAGCUUGAAGGGCAUACAAGGGGGCCGGAAAGGAGUUAGGGCUAUGGAUGUUUGGGUUGCUAAUUUCGUCUGA